UGGUUUGAUUUGAGAGACAAAUAAUAUAAAUAUUUUGAAACAUUUGAUUGAUUGACAAAACAAACACUUUGUGUGACAUUUGACACAACAAUUGUUUUGAUUGAUUUGAGACAUCAUUUCGGGUGUGUUUUGACCAUUGAUUGACCAAACAAUGUGGUCGUCGAGUCAGUACGUGUUGAGUGAUAGGACAUCUAUGUCUGAAUCUCCUCUGCAGUCAAUUGUUCAAUACAUUGAAGACUAUAUGGAUUUGGUUGAGAAUAUACCCAAUGAUAUCGCCCGACAAAUGACUCAAUUGCAUGAACACAACCACAGAUAUCAUCAAUUGUUACAACAUUUGGACACAAAUCUACAUCUCAUCUCAAAUAAGACUACUAAUGAUAUACGAAAACGCAAAUCACUUAUUAAACUUCAAAGAUGUUUAAUUGAUAUACAAGAGAUCGCCGACGAAAAACUAUUACUUAUUCAAUCAAUUUUAGAUCAAUUGGAUUGUAAGGCUCGGCAACUGGACUACGAUUUCCGAUCGGUCACACUAUACAACUCGCAAACCAAUCAAACAAAUAACUCAAGACUUCAAAUACAAAAUACAAAUGCAUUGCCAGUCACUACCAACUGUUCUUCGGCUCAACGAUCCGACUCAACCAGCAGUUCUUCUAAUGGUAAUAAUAAUAGUAAUAAUACUAAUAAUAAUAAUAAUAAUAACAAUAAUAAUAACACCAACAACAACAACAACAACACUAAUAAUUCAAGUAAUGAUUCGCAAACAAAAGACAUGCCUAAUGGCAACUCUAAUGGUCAUCAAAAUGAUAAUUCAUCGGCGAGUAAGAGGGCGUCGGCUCGACGUAACAAUAAUUCUCGUAAUAAUCACGACAAAGAUAACGACGAUCGGUCAGCGAAACGAUCGGUCAAACGAGGAAUGAAAGUGACCAACAAAGACAUGAAACGCAGCAGAAAUUCAUUAAACAGCUCAAGUAGUUCACUAUUAAUGGGCGACAGUUCGCCACCUCUUUAUGAGGGCGCGCCCAUAGAUCCCGACGAACCGACAUAUUGUCUCUGCGAUCAGGUCUCGUUCGGUGAAAUGAUUUGUUGUGAUAACAGCGACUGUAAGAUUGAAUGGUUUCACUUUCAAUGCGUUUCAUUAAAUACUAAACCAAAAGGCAAAUGGUUUUGUCCCAAUUGUCGCGGAGAUCGGUCUAACAUUCAGAAAAAGUAACCAUUGAUUGAUUAUACACAACAUCUAUAACAUCACAUUAUCUGAUUAUUAUCGUUAUAAUUUAAAAUAGCAUAUAAUUUUAAUUAUCAUUUGCUUUAGUGGUAAUAAUUUUAUUACAUUUUGCAUAUUUAAUGUUUAUGUAUUAAACAUAUACUCACGAGUGUUACAUUUAGAUCUUUUAGCUGAUCUAUUGAUUG
Messenger RNA from Oppia nitens, 1407 nucleotides. RefSeq names its product inhibitor of growth protein 2-like. Gene Ontology annotation, cellular component: nucleus. Gene Ontology annotation, biological process: positive regulation of DNA-templated transcription. Bases 152 to 1210 code for a protein of 352 amino acids. The transcript has a single exon. The record is from RefSeq and is a predicted model, not a curated record. Lineage: Eukaryota; Metazoa; Arthropoda; Arachnida; Sarcoptiformes; Oppiidae.